AUGGAAAUACGAGUGGGAACUGUUUAUUCGAUCGUUUUUGCCGUUGUACAGAUUUUUGAUAUUUUCGCUAUCUCGUAUGCAAAAUGGAGCACAGUUGAACUAGAAACAGAUGGUACCCCGAAAAAUGUAGUUCCGGAAAUUGACCUCGGUCUCUUCCAAAUUUGUUGCAUCACUUUUAUUGACAACAACGAGGACCAAUCUACUUCAACAGAGUUAGCAACAACAACAGCUUCUUCCUUAACCUCUGUUAGAUCAAAGAUCCUUCGAGAGGAGCCAAAAGAGCAGCAAAGAGAAUGCAUAAGCUGGCAGAAAUUCUACAAUGCUGAAAAAGAAUUCCACGAAAAUGACACUAGCGAAUUUGUCUGGGAUGAAAAUUGCCCAAAUUACGGGUCACGAUUAAAGAUUCCGACCCUUCAAAGUAAUAAAUUCGAUUUGGGAUCGAGUCCUCUUCGACAACGCAGAUUGAGGAGUUUGCAAGAGCUCAAUUCCGAGCUCAAAGAAUCUCCUCUGCCAGUUCGAACUCAAAGGCAAACUGUAAAAUUCGCGGGGAUUGAUCCGCUUGAGCCCGAAGAAAAACCUCAGAAACAGACAGGAAAUGAAGAAUUGCUCCGAUCCCUAGACAAGGAAACUCUUGCCAAGUUGAUAAUGAUGACUGCUGCUAAAGAAUCGCGAGCAUCAACGAGGAUGCAGCCCAUUCCAAUGCCAACUUCUUACUCGAUGUCUGCUGAUGAAGAUAAUGAAUAUGUUUGA
Molecule: messenger RNA, 750 nt
Organism: Oikopleura dioica
Lineage: Eukaryota; Metazoa; Chordata; Appendicularia; Copelata; Oikopleuridae
Source: the annotation of a GenBank genome assembly